GGAGGAUUUUUUUUGUUGAAGUUUGAAAGAUUAUCAUGUAGUUGUUGGAUUUUUAAUAGUCGGGAAAGUGUGAGAGAGUGAGGCUUGUGAAGCACAAAAGGGUAGAGGCCAGAAUGGCUAUUACUGGAGAAUAAAAAUGUAGCCUUGUGACCUUUUCUUGUAUCCUGGUUUUCGAAACACAAGCAUUGGAUUACAAAACACUCUCUAUGGGAAUUAUUUACAGAAGGCACAAGAACCUGGAACAGCAGCAGCUGAGGUUCAUGUGCAAACAUCCGGGUUAUGACGGCAUGGAGGGUGUGCUUCCCCAUCAGCACUUCUGAUUAGUCACCAACUUCAGCAGGAAUGUCCUGGAACGAGCUUCUCAUAGCAUGUGAACACAUCAGCAGAAUAACAUGUUUAUAUUUCCUUUCAAGAGUUUCAGCAUCCCCUCUGCUCGUAUGCAGCUUUGUGCUUUAUGCAGCUCUGCAUAGAAGCACAACACAUUGCAACACAGUUUCUGUGAAGCCAUUUCCCUAGAAAACAGUCGAGCUCAAAUGUGUUUAUGUGCCAUAAAUCACUUACGACUUUGAAGUGGUGCACUGUUUCUUUUUGUAGCACAUUCCCUACUAUAAUCCGCUAUAUAAAACAACAGUGUCUGUCCUUGCUUAAGCUCUCGGCAGCAUUCCCUGCAAGCACUUCUCCCUAAUCCCAGUGUCUGCAAGACUGAUUUAAGCUAGGGAUCUUUUUAUACCUGAAUAUGUAGCAAGCACUCAUGUGUUUGUCAGUAUUUGGGGGCCUGUGGGCACAGCUGCAGACCAGAGAAACUGUUGUGAGCACCACAAACACAAAAACACAUUACAAGUACACACUGCAACCUACUCUCUUGGCUACAAAAAUACUGUUUUAAACCUAGCUUGGGGACGGGUGGAGAAAUGGACCGUGUGAGCAACAGGAAAGUUGGUUUAUUGGAUUUCUUACCUUUCAGCAUAAGGACCCCUGGUGGGUAACUAUAAAUAUAAUAUAAAAUUAUAAAAAGGUAAAAUUUUGAAAAUGAUAAAAACAACCAAACCAUUCCAAAUGCAGCGGAACAGUGUGAAUUCCACAAAAGAGGUGGAUCCCAAAAAACACAGUACCUAAAAUGUCAAAAGACCACAGUAGAAAUGUGUAUCUUUAGCAUACAACAAAAGCUGUACAAUGUUGAUUCUUCAGAGUAAGCUUUGGCGGGGGGAGAGGGACCAAGCAGCACAGCAGUAUCCUGAGAAAGGGAGCAGUUGGCUGUAAGGAGGCACUUCCACAAUUUAGGAACUGCCGCAGAGAAAGCAAUCUCUCAAACCACCAUACCCUACACUUCUGAGGAUAGUAGAAUUACACUCUUGGGACUUGGGUGGCGCUGUGGACUAAACCACUGAGCCUCUUGGGCUUGCUGAUCAGAAGGUUGGCAGUUCGAAUCCUCACGACAGAGUGAGCUCCCAUUGCUCUGUCCCAGCUCCUGCCAACCUGGCAGUUCGAAAGCAUAGCAGUAUAAGUAGAUAAAUAGGUACCACUGCAGCAGGAAGGUAAACUAUAUGUUUUUGUGCGCUGUUUUCACAGUGUUCUGUUGUGCCAGACACGGUUUAGUCAUGCUAGCCACAUGACCCAGAAAGCUGUCUGUGGACAAACGCCGACUCCCUUGGCUUGAAAGUGAGAUGAGCACCGUAACCCCAUAGUCAGGUUUGACUGGACUUAACCGUCCAGGGGUCCUUUACCUCCUUUUACCUUUAGAAUCACCCUCUGAAAAUCUUAACAUCCAAUAAGGUCAGUAGGAAUGAAGAUGGUCCUACAUAAAAGGCCUCUGCAGGUGCCACACGACAUGAUCUGUCCCCCUGUACAGAAUGCUAUGCAACCUUUCUGAUAUAAAGCUUUGUUAUGAAAUAAUAAUAAUAAUUUAUUAUUUAUACCCCACCCAUCUGGCUGAGUUUCCCCAGCCACUCUGGGCGGCUUCCAACAGAACAUUAAAAUGCAAUAAUCUAUUAAACAUUAAACUCUUCCCUAAACAGGGCUGCCUUCAGAUGCAUAAUACCCAAAUGUCUGUUUUGAAAUAUUGCUGUAAUAACUAUGUCAUAUACUGAACAUGUAUAGAAUACUUUAAGGUCUUUUCCUCUGAUGAGAAGUAGCUGAUUUGUAGUUAAUUUCCAGAAUGCAGUGGAGGAUUUAUUCACUGAUAUUAGCAGUGGUUUAGCUGGCAUCUUGGUCAGCUUUUGGCCUAGGAAUCCUUUUAGCACUCCUUCAGAGGAAAAUUGCCAUGGAGAUUAUUGGCUUGAAAACAGAGUAGAUAAACAUUUGUAGUAAUAGUGACAUGCUGGAGCCAUAGAGUCCCAUUGUGCAGCCUAUAUGGUGCGAAUGGCAAAGAGGUUUUUCUUUCCACUGCUGUUCAGUCCUAUGGAGUGCUGCUGCACAAAUCUCUUCCACAUGCCUGUUGCAACCCACACUGUACCUGUUAGAAGCAGAGUUACCUACAGACUGUUGUGACGUGUUUACUAGGCAUUUACAAAACUCCAAAUCAGUAGAUUGAUGUGGAUAUUUUAAAAAACCUUUAAAGUCUGUUUCAUAUUAUUCUCCUUAUUUUCCUUCUGAUUAUUAUGAGCAAAAACAGAAGUCCCUCGUUGUAAUUGACAGGACAUGUAGUUUGUCCCUGGCACAAACACGCCCAAACUAUUUGGAAACUCUCUUCUCUCUUUGGCGAUCACUCAUAGUCGAGUAAGAUUGUCUUCCAUAAACAUGGUUUUAUCAGUGAGCCCGUAAGUGACUGUGGAGAGAGCCAGUGUGGUGUAGUGGUUAAGAGCGGUAGACUCGUAAUCUGGGAAGCCGGGUUCGCGUCUCUGCUCCUCCACAUGCAGCUGCUGGGUGACCUUGGGCUAGUCACACUUCGUUGAAGUCUCUCAGCCCCACCCACCUCACAGGGUGUCUGUUGUGGGGGAGGAGGGGAAAGGAGAUUGUUAGCCACUUUGAGACUCCUUCGGGUAGUGAUGAAGCGGGAUAUCAAAUCCAAACUCUUCUUCUUCUUCUUCUGGAGGCCAAUUCUGGAUCCACACGUCCCCAGUGGGGACAUUGGUUUCUGGUCGGGAAUUGAUCACGGUGUGGAUUUGCCAAGCGUGCCUUCCUCUUAGCAUGUUUCUCCCUUGCAUCCUGAGAUCAAGUGUCUUCACAGCCCAUGACGCCUUUGGUAAAGGCUGUUCUCCAACUGGAGCGCUCGCAGGCCAGAGUUUCCCCACUUGUUAGUGUUUAUACUACAUUUUUAAAGAUUUGCCUUGACAGUCUUUAAACCUCUUUUGUUGACCACCAGCAUUACACUUUCCAUUUUUAAGUUUGGAAUAGAGUAGUUGCUUUGGAAGACGAUCAUUGGGUAUCCGCACAAAAUGACCAGUCCAACGAAGUUGAUGUUGAAGAAUCAUUGCUUCAACACUGGUGAUCUUUGCUUCUUCCAGUACACUGAUAUUAGUUUGCCUGUCAUCCCAAAUGAUGUGUAAAAAGUUUUGGAGACACUGUUGAUGGAAUCUUUCAAGGAGUUGGAGAUGGCGUUUAUAAAUGGUCCAUGUUUCACAAGCAUAUAGUAAGGUUGGUAUUACAGUAGCUUUGUAAACAAGCAUUUUGGUUUCCCUGCAUAUGUCCCAGUCCUCAAACACUCUGCACUUCAAUCGGGAGAAAGCCACACUCUCAGAGCUCAGGCGAUGCUGGAUUUCGGCAUCAAUGUUGGCCCUUGUGGAAAGAUAACUGCCUAUAGGAGAAGUGAGGCACCCACAGUCAAACAACUGGCACCUCUUAGACUAUGUUAUUGUCCGUGCUAAAGAUCGCCGUGAUGUGCUCCUUACCAGAGCUUUAAAUUUAUUUUUCUGUUGAAAGAGUGUGUUGGUAAUAACAAGAUUGUGUGCUGCACAUAUCGUCAAAAGUAAGAUUCCGUUCUGGUUGCUGUUGCCAACUCCUUCUUUCCCAAUAGUCCCAGGCCACAGAUCGAGAUCUCGCCCAACUCUUGCAUUAAAAUCACCCAGGAGGAUAAUUUUUUCUUCCUUAGGCGUCUCUGAUAGGACGGUAUCUAGCUGAGAGUAAAAUUUUUCUUUAAUGUCUUCAUUGGCAUCCAGUGUUGGUGCAUAAGAGCUUAUAAUAGUAGCCUGUUGGUUUUUGGAGAGCUUUAUUCAAAGGGUUGAGAGUCGCUCAUUAAUGCCAGUAGGGACUUCUGACAGGAGCUUCACAAGGUUGUUUUUGAUAGCGAAGCUUACCCCGUGUAUUCAAUGUUCUUGUUCAGAUAGACCUUUCCAGAAGAAUGUGUAGCCUCCUUUUCCUUCCUUCAGUUGUCCCUCACCUGCUCUUCAAGUCUCUUGAAGCACUGCAAUAUCGAUGUUAAAACGUUGCAGCUCUCUUGCAAUGAUGGCAGUUCUGCGUUCAGGACGCUCGCUGUCUGUGUUCCAUGUUCCAAAGUUCAAUUGUCUUUUACGACUCCUAGGUGGUGACCCCACUGGGUGCGGUAAUCCAGUCAGGGGGGAAAGGGAGGCAGACUAUGUUUAGGGCACCUUUUCUAGCCCCUCCCCCUUUUCAGGGUGAGCAGAGUGGAUCCUAAAAAGGGCUGCUCAGUCAUGGAUACAGCUGCUGAGCUGCUCAACUGCCUCAUUCCUUGAGUCAAAAUGACUGAAUCUGUAUCCACUGCCCAUGUGCCGGUUCAUGACUAAGGGCUUCUAGAUUUCACGAUCCUGCCCCUGUUACCAUUUGCCGAUUGCCAUGGGACUUUUGGGGUUUGGGUUGGGUUUUUGGAAGAUGCCUGCGCGUGAAUUUGUUUUAUGUGUGUAGAUCAGUGCACGCUGACCAACGCAUAGUCUUCGCAGUAGGGCUCUGUUCCGAUGGCAUAAAGUAGUCAUGACAAACCGGUAGAUUCCUAUCUGCUGCAGCCUUCAUCCACCUUCACAGCUGUUGUAACAUACCGCUUGUUAUCAUCCGCCUGUUUUGCCGUUCUGCCGUUGAGGACUUCUUGGAUCAUUCUUUCUCUAGCUCCUUCCCUUUGACCUUACCGCCUUAGGUGACCCUGCUGGGAGUAUGAGAUUCCCUACGGCUUCGCUCACAAGGGUCAUAGGAACAUGCAAGCCCACUCACCACGACAAGGUGAUGAUUCAGCAAGUGAGUGUUUGGAAACUAAAUACCCUUUUGUAGAUAUAUUUCCCUUAAGGAAUUUUUUUAUCACUUUAAAUGGAAAGCCCCUUCUGUAGCCAGUAGCACGCUCCAGUUGACACUUAGAAACAACAAACUUUAGAAGACCACAUUUUCUAAGUGUUUCAGAGGACAGGUCUAAUUAUAUCUGGAUUAGUGAUUCAGGCCAACUGUGUGACUGACUUGGGUGGUUCCUUUCUUUCCUUUAUGGACAUAAAUAGGGUUUGAUUUUCAGAGAUGGUUUUUGGACACCAUGGCAACUAUCAUGCGUUGCUAGAGCAUUUCUGUUCCAACUGGCUUUCUAUAGGAUCUGAGAAUCAUGUUAUAGUUGCUUGUAUUACUCCUGCAUACUACCGAAAUUUUGGUGUUUUUAGCUGAUAUGCACAAUUUUAUGUCUAACUUUUCAAGGCACAUAUAUUUAGCUGUUUAGCAUUGUGUAGUGCUGCCAUUUUUGAAAGGGCAUGGUGUUAAGCAAACAAAGAAACAAUAAUGCUUCCAGAUAAGCUUCUUCAGCCUUGGUAAGUAAUUAAGCUUGCAGUGUAGCAGUGGCCUCAAAGGUGGUCACCUUGCAGUGCUUGCAGGAAAAAUGAAAUUCCAAGUCCCAGAACUUCACAGGAAAGUUUUUGUAGUUGUAAUACCUUAUGUACCUUCAUUGCUCUGUGACACUUCUUUCUGUAAAAAAUUCAGAGAAUGUGAAAGUGUGGCAAAUUAGGUAUUUACCUGUUUACAUUCUGUUAAAAUUGAAUGGUAUAAGUUUCAAGUAAGCAUAAUUUAAAGAACUUAAAAUGGUAGGAGUUGGACAACUUGAGUCCUAUUGACAUUAAUGGGAGAAUUAAGUGCUAACCUAAAUCUCUCCACUAGAAUUUAAUGUGCUUAUCCUUGACCAGAUUAUGCUAAAUCUUUGCAGUUUCAUGUGUGUUUCUCUGAGGCAAACAACAAUACAUAUGCAAACAACUCUGUUUUCAUAUAGAACUUCAUUUUCUUUAAAAUUAAAAAUUAACAUUGGUAUGUUACCACUAAGAUAACGUCUCCUGACUGAGGCUGACUUCAAGGCUCCUUGAACAUGAUGAAUUUUCUGUGAAUAUGGGCUGACUCAGUCUUUGUACAAUUGGAUGUUGAGCUACAUGCAUUUGAAUUAAAUGUGCAAAACCUGUUUCCAACAUUGUUGUGAAUAAGGAAACCUAUGCUUAAUGAGGAGCUUUGUUUAUGCAUUAGAGACCUGUCAGAAUAAAUGUAUUAUAAUAUAAUAGUAGCAGUAGCAGUAUCAUCAUCAAUUUACUAAUCGUCUUCUGAACAGCAUUGAUGUAUACUGAAGAUAAUUAAAAACAGUUAAAAACACAAGAACAGCAAAUACAUUUCCAAAAAAAUGUAGCAGAAAUGCUAUGUAAAAUAUCGCUAUUUUUAAAGCAUUUGAAGGUGAGAACAGCUGAAACCAUUCCAAAUAAUCAGGACCAUGCAGGGCAUGUUGCGAACUCUACAUUUGAAUUGGUUCAACUGAUUCAAAUUUUGCCUGUGAAGUAGAUGGACAUUAUGUUAAGGCAGCCUAGAUUCUCUUGGUCAUGGCAGUUUGCUGGUGCGAUGGAUUUCUUUGCUGCUACCACUGUCACAGUAUAGUUUUGUUUGCUUUGUUGUACUACCUCUAGGCAAGUUGUCUUUAAGCCAGUGGUACACAGUGAUGGUGGGAGAGAAUGCCUGAGAGCAGCUGUGCCUAGCUAUCAAGAUCGGAGGACGAAAAUUAGCCAGCAUUUGGAAAGAUAAUAGGCCAACUGAGUAGUUCCACCACCACAAAAGAGGCAUAGGAGAUGAAAUAUCUGCACUCUCAGAAGGCAAAUGAUUCAGUUGGCACCAUGUGCAAAAGCUAGGCUACUGACUGGGGCCAGUCAGAGGGAACAUAUCUCAGCAGUUCUUAAACAGUUGCACUGGCUACUGGUCCAUUUCUAGAGACUGCUCAAAAUGCUGGUGAUCACCUCUUAAAGCACAAAUUAGUUUUAUAUGCACGCAUAUCAAGAAUUCUGUUGAACCUGCUUGAAUGCUCCUUUUUUCACCAGCGCCCCAGGUGAUGAGCAGGGAGAGGGCACUUUAUGUGGAAUGCUUGCCUAGCACUAAGUUUGAUGCCUUUCUGGAGCUAAAAAGCAGGCGUGAGUUAUCUUCUUCCUCUCUCCCAGUAUGCCAAUUUGUAGGCUAUAUUAAGUCAGUUGUCGAACACUCUUCCUCUGCUGAGCAGGAAUUGAGCAUGGGAACUUGCUAUUGAAAUUUCCAGUGUCUCUGACCUACCAGCAAGGCAAAGUACACUAAAGCCCAGUUCUGAAAUUGAAAUCCUGAUUGACUGCUCAUGUAGUAUGUUGUAAUGGGCUUCCUGACAAUACAAAUUAUAUGUCUCAUCCCAUCUAAUAAUGUCCAGCGACUAUACUUAGUUCCUUGUUUAAUCUGAAUCACAAAGAUUGGGAAACUAUAUAACCAUAAACAUGGGAGAAAGAAAUUGCAACCACUCUUAGCAUGGCCGUCUGUUUACCACCACCAAUUUUCCUAUAGAAAUAAAGCUGUGCCCUUGCGUCUGACUUUGAGGUUCCAUUGGCCCAAAGAAGGUGUGGAAUGCCUUCUGGAGACACAACUCUUGUUUCAUGAGCUUCAAAAAGUAGCCAAAGAUCAAGUAGCUAAAUUCAUACUGAACCUACAAAAGGCAACUUUUUCCAUAAGUGACUCUGACAAAGCACUGUAUUGGGUAGCUUGUCAUUGCAUCUGUAAAUAGGAUUUUAUUUACUGUGGUCAGCCUGACAGUGCGCCCUUAGACAAAGAAUGCUUUACAAUCCAAUGCAGGCAUCUAGAGGCAUUUAUUAGGGUGUGCUGCCAGCAGUAACCAGAACUGCCCUUUCUCACAUGCAGAUACCAGCUGAUGCCAUAUUCACAUGACACAUUUAAAGCACUAUGAUACCAGUUUGAACAGCCAUGUUGUCGUUUAGUCGUGACCCUAUGGACCAGAGCACGCCAGGCAUUCCCGUCUUCCACUGCCUCCCGCAGUUUGGUCAAGCUCAUGUUAGUAGCUUCGAGAACACUGUUCAAGUGUCCAACCAUCUCGUCCUCUGUUGUCCCCUUCUCUUUGUGACCUCAAUCUUUCCCAACAUCGGGGUCUUUUCCAGGGAGUCUUCUCUUCUCCUGAGGUGGCCAAAGUAUUGGAGCCUCAGCUUCACGAUCUGUCCUUCCAAUGAACACUCAGGGCUGAUUUCCUUCAGAAUGGAUAGGUUUGGUCUUCUUGCAGUCCAUAGCUUCCCCCAAAGAAUUCUAAGAGCUGUGGUUUGUUAAGGACUGAGCAGACAUGGGCAAACUUCGGCCCUCCAGAUUUUGGGACUACAAUUCCCAUCAUCGCUGACCACUGGUCCUGUUAGCUAGGGAUGAUGGGAAUUGUAGUCCAAACAUCUGGAGGGCCGGAGUAUGCCUAUGCCUGGUCCUGGGAGUUGUUAGGAGGCCCCUAUUCCACUCGUAGAGUUAAAUUCUCAGAGUGGUUUAACAAUCAAUCGUUCUUCACAGGGAACACUGAGAAUUGUAGCUCUGGGAGUGAAAUAGGGGUGUGUGGCCUGACUGCCUACUAUAUUGCUGCUUCCUUUGGUGAACAGAAGCUAGAACACUCUAUAUUCAAUCGGUAUAGAGGUUUCAAAACACACUUUUCAGUUUACUUCAAAGGGUUCCUUUUUGUGGUGGGAGCGGGUUGUCAAGGGUACUACGUGUGUGCAAAUAGCAAACCACUUUUCCUGGUGCUUUUGUGUGUUUUAUGCUUUAAUCUGAUAACUUGCAUGUCUCUGCACAACCUCAUUCCUGUUUUAACCAAUGAAGUGAAAAUGACUUUCACUUGGAAAAUGAUAUGGAAAUGUUAAUGCAGCUGAAAAUUCAGAGUGAGAACCCACUUGAGGUGGCAGGGAACAUGACAUUCCCUGCCCCACAGUGACUGUGCCUGCUGCUAUCCCAUGCAUCUCAUAGUAGUAAUUGUCACUAUCUAUUGGUCAUGGAAGUGCCACUAGGAGUCAAUACUAACGGCUGCCAAAAGUUCAUUAAUAUGGGGCUGUGAUGUGAGAAGGCUGCUCUUAUCUUGUCCCUGCUGAUUUAAUUUGGAGCAGUUAGUGAAUUUUUCAAGCCUGUCAAGCAUCCAAUUGUUUACGAGGAUGAUACUCAAAUGCUUUCUUGUGUUUUGCUUUUGUUGGCUAUUUCUUGUCUGCUGACCAUCUGCUGCUAAACACAAAUCUUGAGCUACUCUGCCUGUCACAUGGAAAGAAGGGACCAUGUUAGGAAAUGGCUUUCCUCAUUUGAGAACAUGCCAAGUAAAAUGUUCAUGUGCUGCUGGUGGUGCUGUUCCGAGAAUGAAGCCACAUUUACUUGGAAAAAAUGUAGAACCUCCCAUGAUGUCACCUUCUUAUGAUGUCACUGGAUCAUAAGAGGCUAGUGUAGAAGCAGGGGGGCUGUAUGCUAGCAGAGUGAGUGGUAGAGGUGGCCAGAAAAAUAUUAGCCAAAAGCUGAGCUUGGGUUGGUAAAGGUAAGAUGAAAGUGUAAGAUGAUAAAUGUAAGUUGUCAUUAUUUUUUUCACGAGGCUGGCAUAGCAAGCAAAAGAGGAGAAGGUAAGGCUCCAAACUAGUUGGGCAAAUAAAGGUUAAUAACUGGGUAGUGGUUGCUGCUCACGUGACCAUAAAAGUGUUGGCUUCUGGACAGUGCUUGCCGCCUAGGAGCCUGUCACAGUAUUUGGAAUAAGGUGUGACCUGUUUAUUCGUGGAAUUAGCCAAUCAAAAUAGUACACUGUGAACUUCAUUCAAGACAAGCAGGCACUUAAGAUGUGUGUAAAUAUACCCUGUACCAGAGGGACUUAACAGGAGCCACAAAAGGAGACUCAUAGACUGGAUUUCUUCAAGCUCAAAGGAAGACUGACAAACUUUCCUUGAGCAUUGGAUUUACACUUAAAAGAGACAAAAAGUUAGGAAUGUCGGAAGGUGAGGACCUUGGACCCAGCGAAAGCUGGGAAGUCAUUGAUUCCAAGUCUGAAUACAGGAUCAGGCUGAACCAGUGCAUAGAAGAAGCAAUGAUGAGUUUCUUUGUCUUUCUCCAAGAAAUGUCUCACUUCAAAGAACAGAACCCAGGCAAGUUUUGCCUCCUGGUCUGCAGUGUGUGUACAUUCUUCACAAUCUUAGGAAGUUACAUUCCUGGAGUGGUACUCUCUUACCUUCUAUUACUGUGUGCCUUCUUGUGCCCACUCUUCAAAUGCAAUGAAUUUGGGCAGAAAGUAUUUAGCAACAUUAAGCCGCUUCUGCUGAAACUGGACUUUGGCAUUUGGGACUAUAUCAACCAGAAAUUGAAAGAGAGAGCUGAAAUUAUAAGAACAAAGUUGGCAGAUGACAACAGUGAACUAGAUGUAUCAGCCUUGUGUCCUAAGGUUAGCCCUACAGUUGUGGCCAGAGAGAUGUCUGUAUCAGAUACAGAUAUAUCAGAAGUAUCUUGGACUGACAACGGGACUUUCAAUCUUUCUGAGGCCAACACUCCACAAACAGACACAUCUGAUGAUUUUGAUCGCCACGAGGAAGCUUUCGCAAAAGAUCUCGCAGAAUUUCCAUCUGUGGAAAAUGGUGCAGGAACAAAUGAUGAUGACGACGAUUCAAGCAUUGGCAUCCCUGUCCGUCAAGAGAGAAAAAAGGAACAUCUCUCUACCACAUCAGAUCGGCGUACCAGGCAGGAUAAGGAGGGGCACUCUGCAGCAGGCCUUUCCUUGCCAUUGAUCAGCGACCCGGCUUUCAGCUUAGUAAGAGCAGUUGCCGGAGAUGUUGUUACGUCGGUGGUGUCCGCAGCUGUCAGAGACCAGUUGCAGUCUGUGCAAGGUGACCCAAACUUAAGCGAAGAGACAGAUGCAGAGGAAGGCGAUGAUUUUGAACUGCUUGACCAGUCAGAGCUUGAGCAGAUAGAAAGCGAACUGGGGCUUACCAGAGGCCAAGAGGCAGAACCACAAGAAAAGAAGUCUUUAGGCUUCCUCUCAAACUUGCUUGGGGGCCAUUAACUGGAGCUGCUUAAUAGUAUAGAGAAAAUAAAAUAUAGACCAUGUGAAAUGCAAAAGAAAAAAAGGAAAAUGAUGAGCUGUAAGCUUUAUUAUUUUAGAUGUGCUGUUAUGUCCUCCAUGCAAAGUGUACUAACUUGUUGCAGAUCAGUUGAUGCUGGUAGUUUUGUUUCUGAUAGUGAUCCCAUAGAAAAGAAAAAUGUAUCUCAUUAUUUUGUAUCAAAGGAAUUUAAGAGGCAAGGUUUUCAAUAUAUAGAUAUAGAUAUAGAUAUAUAUAAAUUGCCAAAUGUAGCUCCCUCGUGGCUGUAACCAAAUCCUUUUCACCUCCAGCGUGUUUACUCUUUUCAAGUGUUUAGGAGCAAUGCGUCAGGGAGAGAAGAUAUCAACAGGAAUCAAGAAGCCAUCAUGUCCUAGUUACCUCCUAUGUAGCGGAAUAUCUAAACCUCCAAGAGUAAACAAAUGUCUGAUAGGCUCAGAGACUCUGAACCCUUUUGCAAAUAUCUCUGAUUUAUGACUCCAGACAUCAUCACUGUAACUGAUUGCCAUCAUUUGUGUUACCUAUCAACCAGUGUGCCUCCAGAUGUUUUGGGACUACAACUCCCAUCAUCCCUAGCUAGCAAGACCAGUGGUCAGGAAUGAUGGGAGUUGUAGUCCCAAAACAUCUGGAGGCACACUGGUUGAGAAACACUGACCUAUAUGAAUUCCCAGAGAUACUUUUCACACAGGACAGUGUGAUGCACUUAAAAUUUACUUCAGUUAUUGUAGGCCAUUAGCCUAACAGAAUGGCAUAAUUUCAUGCUUCAUGUACUCUUACUAGCUUCACAGCAAAAGGAAAGAACAAUACAUUUGAGGCAGUAUAUAAGUCAUCUAUGUGUAAUAUAUGUAUAUGCAGUGUGGGGUUGAAUUUGGGUUUGGGGCAAGGAAACCAGGGAGGUAUUCAGAAACUGAAUAGUCAGUCUCCAUCAAUUCUAUGCUCUUAGGACCUAAGUAUUACAUUGCAUCUAAAAUGAAAGAGAUUGACUGCUAUAUUCAGUUCCUCAAGAACUUCUGCUUGCAAAAGAAAUGUAGAAUAUUCUAUUCCUAGCAUAUAAGUAGAUGCUGUUGCCAUGAAACACUCCUAAUUUUAACAAUUUGCAUAUUGUGUGGCUGACUUUGGAUCAUCUUAAAAUGUAACUUGUCUUCUCAGCUUUGUGGUUUACCUUUAAAGUUGACAGUAGCAGGCAGUGCCUUAUCAAGGUAAACCAAAGUUUUAAAAAAAGAAAUACUGCUAGUUCUAAUAGUAUGUUAUAAAAAGCCAGCAGAUUGAGGGACCAUAUUGGCUGUUUUGAUUAAUCUCAAACUGUUACAGAUUUUUACUGGCAUUCUAACAGACAGACAUGGUUAUAUAGUGAGCCUCUAAAAAGUACAGCCCCGGUUUAUAGGGUGGUGGUCUUUUCCCACCAUAGCUUUCAUUUUCAAUAGGCAAUGUGCGUAGUAUCACUGCCCAAAAUGUUAACUUGGGAAGGGAUGUUAGGAGCUCAAUAUCCUUCUCUUCCCUCCUGCCCUACGCAAGGUGUUUAAGGAGACCCCAGACAGACAAGACCAAACUACCCUAAUGUCAGCUCUCAUUCCAAAGCAGCUUGGUCAACUAUCUCCAUACUUGGCUUGAUGAUGAUUUUACCUCCCAUCAGAUGGGGGCAUGAUGAAAUGGUUAUGCAGAAUGCAGGGAUUUGGAAGGUACUACAGACUCAAAUGGAUACUUGCUUAUUAUUGAUUCUGCUAGUGCCUGUGGUUUUAUAUAUCACAGACACAAGCAGAAUUUUUGUGUGUGUGUGUGUACGUGUGUACGUGUGUCUGCCAAGUUUUCUGUUGGUUAGGUCGGUGCCUUCAUUCUUCAGCCUAGAGUCACAUGGAUGGAAGUGGAUUUAGGCCAUGCAAAAGAUUGGAGACAAAAACAAUAAUAUUUACUCCCAAGUCCCACUGACUUUCAAGCAGGUUUGCUCCUUAGUGGGUCUAGGAUUGCAACAAAGCAAUUGCCUAAUGCAAGAUUCUGACAGUUGUUUCCAAUCAAAGAUGCCCCACAAAUAGUGUACUCACUAUCUCAGGUUUUUAUGUAGCUCUGGCUUUGAUGCCAUUGGGCAGUGCUCUUUUAUUUUAUUUUAUUUUAAGAAGUAGUCUAUGAACAAAUAAAGGAAUAGAGGAAAGCACUUCCACCCAAAAGAAUGCUGCUCCCAUAAAUAAAGAUAUGCUCAGGAGAAGCUCACAGUGACCUCUUCCCCUUGUUAAACAUGGGGUUCUUUUUUCAUGGUGGAAGUGCAGUUAAUCAGACUUUAUCCAUUCUAUAGAUACAUCCCUUCAAUCCUAAACACAUUUACUUGGGAAUAAGCCCUACUGAAUUCAGUGAGAUUUACUUCUGAGUAAGCAUGCGCCAGAUUGCGCAGUUAAAUAGUUGAGGCUGCUUAGGGAGAGAGCAGGGAGGGGUUUGAAGAAGACUUGUAAGAAGACUGGCAGAGCAUCUUCCUGGCUCAUACCAGCUGUGUUGUAAAAUGUAACUGUGUGCACUUUAUUGUUGUUUUUAGAAGAAAUGUUUCAGGGAUUUCCAAAUAUCCAAUACUGCGGUGGUACUCUUAAAAGGACUGAAGUUCCAAUGUUCAUCAUUAAAAGCAGCUGGUGGGCCUGCUUGAGACUUCCUGUAAACCAAUAUUUCUGGUAUCGAGAAAAAAAAAGUAUGAUCGUAAUAUUAUAAAAUAAAGCCCCAGUCCUGAAAACA
This is a messenger RNA of Zootoca vivipara (common lizard), 13922 nucleotides long. It is a transcript of the gene RETREG1, whose product is annotated as reticulophagy regulator 1. The record is from RefSeq and is a predicted model, not a curated record. Gene Ontology annotation, cellular component: endoplasmic reticulum membrane. Gene Ontology annotation, biological process: reticulophagy; negative regulation of neuron apoptotic process. Lineage: Eukaryota; Metazoa; Chordata; Lepidosauria; Squamata; Lacertidae.